Messenger RNA from Brassica napus (rape), 2220 nucleotides. Its product is annotated as probable pectate lyase 4. Gene Ontology annotation, molecular function: pectate lyase activity. The coding region runs from base 859 to 1995 and encodes 378 amino acids. NCBI's taxonomy places the organism in Eukaryota, Viridiplantae, Streptophyta, Magnoliopsida, Brassicales, Brassicaceae. The transcript is spliced from 3 exons. The record is from RefSeq and is a predicted model, not a curated record.
AGUUUAUGACUUUUGAUAAAACAUUAAGUGCUAUUUUUGUGACUUUUGACCUUGAAUGCUAGUUUGAGAACAAAAACUUGAUUUAAUGCUAUUUUUGUCUUUUUCUCUAAAAAAAAUUCCCUCAAUUAAUUCAUUUGGGAAAUUUUUUUAUACAUGCGCAAAAUAAUCUAUUACUUGGAAAAAAAACUGAAAGAAAUUAUAAUUCCAAAACGACGUUCUCGAUAGGGGGAGAACAGCUUUUUGGACCUGUUUGGGAUAAGCUGGUUAUGUACAACGUUGCUGACCGUCUUGUCUGGCUUGGCCUAGCUCUCUCACUCUCUCUCGUUUAUCUUUGACAUGUAGAAACGGUGAGAUCUCAAUGUUACUUUGUGUAUUCCUUUCUUAUGCGAGCAUUACUUCUUGUUUAAUGAAAAUUGAUGAGAUUGUGAAUAUGAGCUGGAUAUUCAAUAUUAAGCAAAUACUAGUUCUCAAGAGAUGUUUCAUAUAUUUCUUGAUUAAUCGAAUUUACUUCACUAUUAAUCAUCAGUAAUUAGCAUUAAAGUACUAAAUAUAGCAAGCCAAGUUAAAAAAAAAAAAAAACUAGUUGUUAACCAAUAAUAAAACAGUUAUACUAUUUUCUUUUUACUUUUAGAAGGUUGCUUCAAGUUGUUACAACUUACAACUCCUCUACUUCUUCAUGAACUCACACUAAAUAGAAAUAAGAAACUAACCUUUUCUUUUGGUUAACAAAGAAACAAACUCGAUCCCUCAUAUAUAUACACUCCGUGUGUAGACCUCAUUCUUCAAAAACAACAUAGCUUGUACUCACAAAUCUCAACCUUCCUCUCCGAUCUUUAUUCACAUAUCAAAUCAAGAGCCAUGGUUAGAUUCUUGACCAUCGCGCUGAUUCCAAUCUUGAUUAUUUUGUUUGUGGCAAAUGUCUUGGCAGCCACGGAACUGAAUGUAAUGGACAAAUGUUGGAGACCAAACCCGCAUUGGCGUAAAGUCCGUAAUCAGCUGGCACGGUGUUCUGUCGGAUUCGCCGGUAAAAUGACUGGAAACAUCGGUAAAGGAGUAACACAGUACAAAGUCACCGACCCUUCUGAUGAUCCUCUAAACCCCAAACCAGGAACCCUAAGAUAUGCAGCAACUCUCAUCAAAGGCAAAAAAUGGAUCACGUUCAAAAGAAACAUGAAGAUCAACCUCCACAAACCGCUACUAAUCAGCAGCUUCACCACACUCGACGGUCGUGGUGUCAGCGUUCACAUCUCCGGCCCCGCAUGUCUCAUAGUCUACAAAGCCACCGAUGUGAUCAUUCAUGGACUCAAAAUCCAUGACUGCAAAGCUCACCCACCGAGCUCGGUGAUGGGACCAGACUCAAAGAUCAUGGAACUUGGACAAGUGGACGGGGAUGCGAUUAGGCUAGUCACGGCUAAGAAAGUGUGGAUCGACCACAACACGUUAUAUGACUGCGAGGACGGGCUAUUAGACGUCACGAGAGGGAGUACUGACGUCACUGUGUCGAACAAUUGGUUUAGGAACCAGGACAAGGUCAUGCUUCUUGGACAUGAUGAUGGCUAUGUGAGAGACAAAGAUAUGAGAGUCACUGUUGUGUUUAACCACUUUGGUCCUAACUGCAACCAGAGAAUGCCACGAGUGAGACAUGGAUACGCUCACGUGGCGAAUAACUAUUACCAAGGAUGGACUCAAUACGCGAUUGGAGGAAGCAUGAGCCCUCGCGUGAAGAGCGAAUCUAACUACUUCGUCGCACCAGAAUCCGGACGCAAAGAGAUAACUUGGAAGAAACAUAGCCAAGGUGAUAAAAUGCAAUGGAAAUUCUACUCGGUGAAUGAUUAUAUGGAGAACGGAGCUUGUUUCGGCCUACAGAAAGGUAUUGGAAAAGCCCGGCCCAAUUACGGCCCAUCUCAAAGGUUCACAGUAGCGGACGCUAAGACCGUUAAAGAACUCACUUCUUCAGCUGGAGCGUUACACUGCACCAGAAACUCUGUCUGUUAGAACAACAAGCGUUGUCUUGUCUUUACAUCCAUACACAUGAAUAUGUAUAACUGUCUAAGAACGAUAUAUACCAAUAAAUAAAUAAAAGUUUAAAGAAAGCAGAGUGAAAACCUUAUGAAUAUAGAAUUGGUUGUACUUGAAUUUGAGUUUUCAUAAUAAGCCUGCCUAUGCGGGUAAAUAACAAAAGCAUUGUAACAAAACAGAUCACGUCAUACGUCUUAACAG